AUGCGUAUAGAACUAGAGACUAGCAUAUGGUGCAUACAUGCAUCCAUUGACCAGUAUGCACAUAGCCAACUGAAUCACAACGAAUCUGUCUGCCAGUGUCCUCCUGCAAAUGAUGCGAUUCGGCCAGUCUACCAGGAACGUGUGGAGGGCGACCAGAUAUGUUGCCAGCUCAACGGGAGUCAGGGCGGGGAGGAAGUGGUUUUCGGGCCAGUGCCAAUUUGCAUGGAUGUUUACGCUUCGUGCAAACUGACAUGGAAGGAGAGUGAGAUCGAGGGCGAAUCAGAGGGUAGAAUGGCAAUACCAGGACAGAGAAUCAGUGCACAAAGCGAGCCAGGAUUAUGUACCUUCCCGGAAUGGCGGCAGCCUAGCGCCCCUCCCUCCAUCAUUCUGUCCGGACAGCAAGCACGUCUUCCUGAGUUGGUGCAUUAA
This is a messenger RNA of Protopolystoma xenopodis, 429 nucleotides long. The record is from the annotation of a GenBank genome assembly. NCBI's taxonomy places the organism in Eukaryota, Metazoa, Platyhelminthes, Monogenea, Polystomatidea, Polystomatidae.